Messenger RNA from Malaya genurostris, 11564 nucleotides. RefSeq lists its product as uncharacterized. The transcript has 24 exons. Gene Ontology annotation, molecular function: protein binding. Bases 1961 to 8566 code for a protein of 2201 amino acids. The record is from RefSeq and is a predicted model, not a curated record. Lineage: Eukaryota; Metazoa; Arthropoda; Insecta; Diptera; Culicidae.
CGCAGGUCGUCACGCGUCGAACACAUUGCCCUAGUUUCGCUCUGGUCCAGUUACUGCUUUGCCAGUGUACAGUGUGAGAAAAGAGACCACCUUUUCCCAUAAGUGGAGUUGGUACCGUGGGGCGAAGAAGGAAAAGGACUAGCGAGGGGCUCGGGUCUUGUAACGGUUUUGUAUUUCUGCGUGGAAGCUUAAGUGCUUAGAGGUCGCCGAAAUGGUGGAAAACUUUGCUCUGUAGUGGCUCUAUUCGAAUUGUUCUCGCCAUCAGUUGACAGUGGUUUGAAUGUGACUUGUAUCUUUCAACGGAUUGCUUUAGAAUUUGGCAAGCUAUCAAAGAUUUCCGAAGGAUAUGUGGAAUGUGAACAACGUGUGAUAUUGAAAAUUCAGAUUAAGGGUUCACUGCGAAUCGGAUAAAUUGGGGAAUUUCCAUGUGUGCUUUUCUUACUUUGUGAGUUUAAAUUUGUGAACAGAAUCAACAGAAUCGCAACAAUUUCAGUGAUGAUGAGCAUCCGUUUGUAUCCGUGGUGAAGAUUUGCGGUUUUUGUGGCAACCGAGAAAGCGUCUUCAAAGCAGAAUCUGGGUUCGACUUGUUAGGCGCUAAAAGCCAAUCAAUUUCAUACAUAUUGCGUAAUUUAUGUUGGAGUGGAAAAUCGAACCCCAUCCUUCUUCUUUCGCAUUUCCAACGAAUUAAGAGAUUAAUUAGAGACGCGUGUUGUAAUGUGUUCGUUGAUGUUGUUUGAACUACGUGUUGAAACUCGGAUCGUUAGCUGAGCAAAAAUCAAGUUUAAAAUUAGGAUUACCUAGACGUUACAGAUCUGGGGAUUUGUGAAAAUUUUCCAACGAAGUGCUACCACAACCCGAAGCGGAUUCGUGUUUGUUCGAGAUAAUCAUCGGAAGAUGCUCACUCGGUGGCAGGAUCUGGUUCAACCGAAGCACAAACCGUAACUUUUCUAGGCCAGAGCCAGACACCGAAGAUUGCAGAAAAUUUUUCCCGCAUUCAGUCGAGCAACCUGACUCUGCCGAGUCAAACGGCCAUAAAAGUAUUAGUUUCACAUAUUGUGACUACGAGCAGGUGCAAUUAGAUGUGAUUUAAAGCAACCGGCACGAUUACAAAGAUAACGGUUAAAAAUGGGCACCCCCUUCUAAAACGCAAAGUAUAAAAUUAAUUUCCCCACCCAUCGACGAACAUUGUCUUGCGUGGAUCUUGGGUUCGGAAUGCUGCAGAGGUGAUAGGAACCCAGGGAUGUGUGUGCAAGAGUCCACAAUGUGAUGUGAUCGCUGCUAUCAACCUGCCAACCUGACAACCACCCACCCGUGUUCUCACUGGCAUCGAAUUAACAGCUCCAGCCGCCACUGUCAAUCCGUGGGGAUCGGAUGGUAAAAUAAAAUACAGCGUAAAAUCUCCAUUUUCUUGAUUAAAUUUAGUGAUGUGUUUUUCAACCGCCCCCAACCGACGGAGGUCCACAAACGGACGGAACCGGUCCCGCGAAGAGUGAUUGCAUCCGACCGUGAGCCGUACGUACAGGUGAAUUACGAGUGAGCUGUAGUAAGUGAAAACGAGCGUUCGUCGUUCGGUCGACGAUUGGAUGGGAAAGGCAAAAUAGAGUAAGUCGUGUCCGUUCCAUUUCGAUGAGUGAGUGACGGAACGGAGUGAGUAGCAAAUCGAAUUGGUAGUGCAGUCUACGACCAUCGGAGGAAAGGAUUCAGCAGAAAGUGAACGGAGUGGAACGAGUGAAUGUUGGUUUGAGUAAUUUCAUGGAUUUGAAGAAAGAUUAAUUAGCAAACGGCUUGUGUUCUUUGGCAAUCCCGUUCAGACGAAAUUGGAAACGGAUCAUAAAGACGGAGCUCAUCGCAUAGAGGCGAAAUAUCUUGCAACUAGAGCUGUUUUCUUCGAUAGCGCUAAGGAAAAGGGAUACCGUGAGAGGAUUACAGUUACAGUAGCAGUAGCAACAUUUAUCACACAAUGGCUGCCACAAUGAGAUCGGGAGGCCUUCAUCACGCUUCCUCGCUCGGAAACAUAGAAGCAUCUUCGUCACAGUCGAGCGUGAAUCUAGCGGCACGAAGUUACGAUUCCGAGGAUGAAACGAUGGGCCGAAAAAAAGGACGGCCGUUCGACAUUGGGCCUGGCUCCAGGCCACCAAUCUACUCGAAAGGGGACAUCCGUGAACAGUACUGCUUGACAGACCGACAGCUCAGCUCGAUAGAACAGCCACGGAGGGAGCGAUUUUUCGGCUGUUGGUCCGGGCGCAAUGCACCGCCGUCCUUUCUGGGGGUGUGCGUUGGGCGCCGGGCUCCGUCCGACGAGAAUCUCGCCGAUUACGCACCGAUGCAGCGAUAUCCCAGAUACAUCCAACCGGGACCAAUUACCAAAUCUAUCCUGCAGCAGUACGAUGAUGAGCUUGACAAUCCGUAUUUUCGGCGAAAACCAACAUCAUUUUUGGCGGGAAGCGGCGGUGGCAGCGGUUCAAUGGUUACCGGAAGCAGUGCCACCCUACCGACGGGAGAUACAAGGCGUAGCACCUGGAUGCCUAUGGACGACGAUGCAGUUCGGAUAGAGGGCCCGAGAAGACCACCCUCGCUCCCUCUUCCAACUAUCUCUGUUUCGCCUUUUCUUCUGAACCAACUUAGAAUCUGCAAUCAGCAACAGCUACAACAACAACAACAACAACAACAUCCAACUGAAGUCGACCACUCUCACAGUCCGAGUUCCAUCGGACCGAACUCGCCAUUCAUUGUCGGUAGCCCACUGCUGACAUACCCUUCGGCGAAUGAGACAGCCUAUUUGAGCCACAGCACCGAACAUCUAACCGGACUGUACAGAUGUCCAGCACACACGGACCAGCCUCCGGUGCCAACGACACCACCUCCGCCACCGCCACCACCACCGCAAGCCGCGGCCGCAGUCAACAUUGGCCUUAUCGAUAGCAUGGCAGGCGGACCACCAAGGACCAAGCAUGUCAGCUUUGCUCGAUCGUACACGUUGACAUCCUUCGAUGAAGCCAUGGGUGGUCGACCCCGUUUAGCGGCUGCUCGAAGCCAAGAAAGACUGAUAGGCGGUAAGAAACCUACGAUAACACUGUCGCAACAGCAACCGACCGCACAGUUCGGAACGCCCAUGCAUUCGAUCCUUCAGCAACCCAACCAUCAGCCACUUCUAGCCCAGCAGCUCCAACAGCAGCAACAUCAGCAGCAUCAGCAACAGCAAAUGGUGGGCCAACCGCAGCCACCCUCCAUUCAUCAGCACAUUCACACCCAUCAGCACCUUCAACAUCUUCAACCGGUCCAUCCUGGCCAGCUCAUUAGUCAGCAUCAGCAUCAACAUCAGCACCAACAUCAUCACCCGAUGGUCGCAUCACAAUCCCAACAGCUUCAUCCACCGUCCGGUACUGGCCAGCUCCUGAUUCCACCUUUAGCACCAGUUGGAGUAGCAGGCUCUCAGCAGGAGGUCCUAGUGGUAGAGAAAAUAAAACGAAGUGCCAUGAAAACACAAGCCACUCAAACUGAGGUUUAUUUGGGCAAGAAAGCGGCACCCCAUCAACUUUCGUUGAGUCCCCGAACGAUUCAUAGGGUGCGAAUGGUUUCCCAAGGAGCGCAAACAAAUGGCGGCCUGAACGGACGGAAGCUGACGAAAAGCCUUUCCGAAGCGGCGGAUCGAGUGCAGGAGAACGGCAUCGAUGGAACGCAGGAUGAACCAAAGACUCCCACAGAACAUGAGAUACUUCAUCGGACUCAAUCCGAAGAACCACCAAAAUCGCCAUUUAUCAUCACCUCACCGCCAUCCAAAUCACCGCUCAUGCAACAUUUCGAAAUGCCUUCGCGAACGCCAUCUCAGCUGAGCCACUCGGAGACUUCGCGCAGUGACACGUAUCCGCUAGAUAACGUUUUGACCCACUCUAGGAAUCACUCGCAGGACAGUGCAACGUCGUGUCGGUCAACCGAUGGAUCCCGUUCGUCCUACGAAACCAGUUCCUAUCCGUACGAGAUGUACGACAGUAUCGUUAUUCCACGCCGAGGAAGUCACACUCUUUCGACUGAACCGUACCAAGUGCUUCGCCGGGACAUCGAACAGGUUCACUACCAUGGCCACGAGAAUGGCUACACAUUUGAGUCACACAGCCUCCCAAGGCGAGUCUGCAUCCAUCACAAACCGGAAGAAUUCCAUACUCACACAUUGCCACGUCGCGAUCAUCAUCCGCAUUAUCAUCACGAGAUCAUCUUCAAGGAUCAGCUCAAACUUCCUCCCCAGGAGGUUCUGAUCUCCAAUGGUAGCGUUAACCAGAAUAUCCAUUCUUUCGACAGCAACAGUCUCAAUAGACGAAUGUCUGCUCAUGUGACGGUACACCAAGACAAGCAAAGCCAACAGCGGAGGGCUUCCUAUGCGUACGUCGAUCCAAACACCCACACCCUCACCAGACGAAACUCCAUAACCCACCAACAAGUUCAAAAAGUUCAACCGAUGAUCCAAGCUCAACAAUACCAACAACCUCAAAAGCAACCCCAGGUCCAAGCUCAACAGCAGCAACCUCAAUUUCAACCUCUCGUCAAACCUCAACCACCAAUCUAUUCCCAACCGUCGCACCCACCACCACCUUGUCCGAUCACUCCACCUAACAUCCAACCGAUGGACAUGCAGGACGACACCAAAUCAUCCUCGGACGAAAGCUGUUCCACCUGUGAUUCUGAGAGCGAAAAAGACAACAAGGAGGAGGAAGAAAUUUUCAUUGAUUUCAAACCCCGAGUGUCGCCCGUUCCAUCGCCGAACGUGGUGAAAAAGAAAAAACUUCAGAAGACUCUCUCCGAAGGGGAAAUCCUACUAGAUCGAAAGAAGACAUCGGUAGCUCUCAUUUCGGCUAGCGAAGAAGAUUUAAAAUCUCCCGGCGGGGUCCUUCAGCAGGACACUAAUCUAGAGUUCAGCGAAACACCAAUCAAAGACGAAGGAGUAUUCAUUGGCAGUCUGGCAAAUUCGGAUCGCAAAAAGGAAUCGUUCCGCAAACGCUCGAUAAGUCUGGAUGAACGAACCAGCACGGAGGAGGAAAAAGGACUGCUGGAGGAACUGGAAGCCGAUUCCAAAGACGAUAAAAUAAUAACAGCUCCUCCGUCGCCUUCGAGAGAGGAAAAACUUUCGAUCAAAUCGCACUCCCCAUUCCAUUCGUCGGAAUCGUUGGCCACGCGGGACAACUCUGACGGAAUUUGGAACGAAUCGCAAACCACCAUUAUGACACCAAGUCUCACCGAUAACGGGAAAUUAACCCCGACGUCCAGAAGGAAGAAUUUACUGUUGCAGCAUCAACAGCGCAGUUCGAUGGACACCGAUGCACUGGAUAUGGAGGACAUUGCCGAUCAGCCGCUACCCCCAUUGCCGGUCACCGCGGUUUCGCUGCAAAGCAUUUCCACCACAGUGUCAACGUGCAUCCUGACCGUGGCAUCCCAGCUUCCAGCGACCGCAUCACAAUCAGCGUGCAGCCUCGUGAACGCGACGGCGACGACGACGACGACGACGGCGAUGACUGGCAUUGUGAAACCGACGCCCUCCAUCGCCGUUAUUCCAUCACUUAGCAUGGAACGGGAGGAACGUGAGCUGCAGCAGCAACAGCAGCAGCAGCAGCGGCAAAUGCAGCAAAAGACUGCCACCCUCAGGCGCCCAUCGAGACCACUGUCGCCUUCGAAACGACGUGCCAGCGAGCAAAAGAAGCUAUCCAAGAUCGAACCACUUAUUCACCGCUCCCCGGAUAGCAUCGACCGCAUCGAGUCGCCUAUUAAUGCUUCGGCGGUGCCACCCGAUCUGGUAAAGCCUUGCGCUUCAACACCCACCAACGCUGUUCCACCGGUGGGGCUCUGCUCCAAUCGUCUCCAGCAGGCCAACCCAACGGCUCGUUUCGAACAGGCCAAACUGAAAGGGCUCGACGAUAGAGAUUUGCUGGGGGACGGUGGAGCCGGUUCCGAAGGAAGCACCACCGAAGAUUACGCCACCUGUACUGACAAUUCGAAACGUACCGGUUCCGGGCAUACCGCUAGCGGAGGAGCUGCCAAAGGUAUAUUUAAAACCACCCACGUCAUUAGACCAACAACCAAACAAGUAACAGCCAACGUAACCCAGGAGGGUUCGUCUUUCGAAAGUGCCUCCUCGCUGUACAGCCUGGCACGGGUUGAUGCAAUCUGUGAGGACACACCACCAAUCGAGGAACAUUCGUCGGCCCCUCAGAUUCCACCACUGCCGCGACCUUCGCCAGCCCACUCGGUCAGCAGCAGUUCCAGUGGAAGUUUCAAUAUGACCACCAGUAAGAAAACUUCUCCCUCACGCUCAACGAUACCAAAGUCACUGCCAGGGAAAGUGAAAAUCAAACCGGAAUCGAUUUCCGACGACGAACGCAGUGAGAAGCGAUACUCUUCCUCACACGACGAGAAGGACCUGAAAGGUACAUUGACGCGAUCAGCUCGCCGGGGACGCGAUUGGAAUGAAGAGGAACGACGAAGGAAAAAGAGCACUUUCAAACUGGAAUUCGAUAAGGAUUCCAUCAAAACGUACACAACUCCGAUGCUGAGACAGCCAAGUCCCGGCUUCAAGAAGAUCUCCCCGGAAGACAAGAGCGCUUUGAGUAUUUUGGAUGGAACAAGUCCCAGCAGCAAUCAGAAACGAUUCCGACCUAAAACCAGGAAAUCACCGAGAACGCGCACCUCGACUGGGGAGGAUACGGUCAGCACUCCAAUGCGACGAGUCAAAACAGCACUGAUUAAAAGUCCGGACAAGUCGCAGAUACCGACACUUCCGACUCAAGUCGUCACACCUAAACUGAACCCAACGCAGUACUAUUCACAACUCACGAGUCCACCCGCAAGCAGUUCCCCACGGAAACAGCAGACAAUAUCACCGGAAAAACGCCUAAAAGCUAUCUCUACCGAGUCUUUACGAUCGGUGUCACCCGGCUCGGAUUCCGUAUUUUACAGUGAAGCCGAUGCACUCUCACAAUCCGAACAGCAAAUUCACUGUCAUCACUGCGGCAAGGAAGUAGAGGUCAUCAGUGUUCCCGGAGAAUCGGAAGAAUCAAUCACGGCACUGACACUGGAUUCGACCGAUGGCGAUCGACCGGAUAUCGUACAGCCUCCGGAGGGGUUCGCUGAUUCGCCCGAUUGCACGAAAACUCCUCACCACACGAGACUGUACAAGAAGAUGGACAAGCGAUUUCGUUCCGAAGAUCGACACACCGAUCGGAGACACUACAAACCGAGACAGGAGUACAGAGCGAAGAGUGAAGAACGUGGUGGAAAAGACGACACUGAACAGAACGCUCUUCGACCCGCAGGAUCUUCACCUUGUGUCGCGCCUGUAGGUGGUCCACCAGGUGAUCCACAGACGGAACCAGAACAGGGAAUCUACCACGGCAAUUACAAAGCCGGUGUGUGGAUUUGCAUCGCCGAUCGGGAUGUCUGGAGAAGACAUGAGCUGGGUAGUGACGGGAGCUUCGAUCGGCCUCCGCGUGAUUUGGCUGAACGGCGAGGUUCCACUGAGUCCGAGCGGGAUUUCCGCAAAAAGUAUCAAGCCAUCACACACAGGCUGGUACACCGGAAAUCGUGUGUGGAAAUGUAUCGUAGACAGAAUACCAACAGUUUCGAAACUGACAAAAUGGUUGUGGUCAGUAGGAAAUCCGGAGAAUUCGGGUUCCGGAUACAUGGGUCGAAGCCGGUUGUAGUUUCGGCUAUCGAACCAGACACUCCGGCUGAGACUUCAGGAUUGGAAGUUGGCGAUAUCGUCCUUUCCGUCAAUGGAAUAUCAGUGAUCGAUAAAAGCCACUCGGAAGUGGUGAAGAUCGCUCACGCUGGAAGUGAUACACUGGAACUAGAGGUUGCACGUACGAUCGGUAUUGUUUCACCGCUAGACGACAGUACAACAAAUCCAGCAAUAUAUUCCGGUUUUCUUUGGCGGCACUCUAGCACAACACCCAACAAAUGGAUUCGACGGUGGUUUUCGCUGCGGCCUGAUCACUGUCUGUAUUACUAUAAGUCUGAGUUGGAUAUCCAACCAAUUGGUGCUAUCAUUUUGACAAACCACAAAGUGGAAAGACUGUCCCUGGACGCUGCCGGGCGUCCAUUUGCGUUCUCUGUGCAAACCGAGGAAGGAACGAAAGUUCAACUGGCGGGAGAUACGGACGAAGCUGCAAACCGUUGGAUUGCGAUCAUUAGCCAUGCUGCCCAGCAAAGUGAUCCUUGGCUAGAGAACAGUGCACGGAAUCUACGACUACCUGCUAGUGGAAUACACAAACCAGACUGCGCCGGUCCGUUGACCAAGCUCGGAAGUAAGUGGCGAUCGUGGACCAAACGGCACUGUGUUCUUAAGGAUGCUGUGCUAUACUUUUACCACGAAAUCGGUAGUAAAAAUGCGUUCGGAAUGGCUUGUUUGCAAGGCUACCGAGUGCAACCAUCGUCUGCCGGUGGCAAAAAAUAUGCAUUCGAAAUCGUUCCACCGGAACUGAGCUUGCGUCAUUACUACUUCCACACUGACACGGAAAUGGACAAAAAACGCUGGGUAGCCGCUCUGGAAUACUCGAUAGACCGCUGGAUGAAGGCUGGCUGAAACACAUUGAAACGAUACGAGCAACUCGUAUAGUACUCAUUUAGGCGCAUUCAGAGUGAAAAGCUCUGCGCUUCCGCUUCAUAGUAAACGAUAUGUUCGAUAUAUUUUGUUUUCCUUCCAUUUGGUUCUCACAUCUCUUUGAUCCUCACAGCAGGAAUCAAGGGAAAAACUGUCAACGCUCUUCCGGUGUCCCCGGGAACAUUAUGUUACGUUCGUGUCCGGAAAAUGCACUUCGGACGGUCCCAAUUUAUGCCGGAAUUGGGAGAGCACAGAAAUAAAGUACGACGAUGCCGUUAGCGAAAGUGUCAAAAUUGUAAAUUAUUUGAUGACAUUAAUAGUUUAGGUAAUCUACUAAAUAACAGACUAGAAACUGAAAGUGAUCGUAAAAUGCGUCAUUGUCGAAAUUAAUCCGUAACGUGUACGUUUAGAUGCUCAAAGCGAGUUGUUGUACUAUUUGGUAAGAUUUUUAAACGUUUAUUUUUGUUAGUGCCGAAAUCGCGCUAGUAGGUUUGCAAAUGGAGGAACUGCCUAACGCUGAAAUCGGACGGUAGGCAACGUUUUCAAUCAACGAACUGAAGCAAAAAAUGAAGUGUAGUUGUACUGAUUAAGCCAUAUUUACAAACGAAUAGUGAAGAAAUCAAAAUACAACAAAUUACGCACAUUUCCCAACAAAUUUCGUCAGGCUAGAUGUACCGCGUACCACAGUGAAUGUUACUAGUAUGUAAUGUCGGUGUCAUGUAUUCUAAAACUAUUCGGGAUAGGAGGUUGAUGUCAGCCAAACGUACUCACGGGUAAUUAAGUGUUUGUAGACCGCUGAAGCAAAACUUCGCAAAAAUAGUAUGUUCGCGAAAUUUUGAAGUUCGGAAAGUUAAAUAGGAUUGUCAUCGAACCUUACCCAGUUGGAUUCAAUCCAAAUAGUGAAAUAGAGCUGAACCGAAAAGUUGUCUUAUGUACACAAGUGAAUAUUUUGAGUAAACUUUGUAAACUAGAUGUUAAAAUGAAACAGUCCGAAAUUGUAACAACAAACGAAAAAUGAAUGUUUAGAGCUUCACUGCAUAAUUGUUUAUAUUGAAUCGGAAAUUGUUGAAUAGUUUAUUGAAUAGUUGAUGUUUCAUUUGCGUAUUUCAACCGAUUAACUUUUUGAUUUGGCGAAAACCGAACCAGGUAUAUGAAAUUCAAGGGAUUCAUAUCAAUUUUAGAAACAUAACAUAAGAGCAAUACGAAGCGAAAGGUGAAAUUUGAGUAACUGAUUUGAAAUUAGAUAAUUUCAAUCUCAAUAAUCAAGGACUUUCGUUCUGUGCCAUGAAUCGUGUGCAUUAUUGCACAAACGUAUUCCUUAUUGGUUAUCCUUCGAUUAUCCAUUCUAAUAGCCUAAGAUGCUCACAUUUAACCAUUCGUUUCAUAUCCUAACUGCAUGGAUGCAAGAUAAAUCAAAACACUAAUAAAAAACAUUUCCAAUAAAUCAAGCCAUUGGAGAGCCGAAAUGUACAGUUUUUGUCAGUAAUUUCCAUACAUGUUUGUAAGAAAAUUCAUUUCAGACUGAUAUCGAUACGGGUGUAUUCAAAAUUAGAAAGUCACUCUUUUUUUCAAUAAUUUUUAACACGAAAUCUCUGUCAAAAACUGAUGAAUCGCAAAUUCCGAUUAUAAAAACACAAAACAAAAAUGGAACAAUAAGUGCUUUGGUCUUUGUGACAGGUCUUGUAGUGACAGUUUGCACAGCAAACGCCUUCAUCUAUUUUCCACAAGUUCACGUAUGUUAUCCAGGGUCAUUUAAUUUCCGUAUCAUGCCGAUUUGUAAAAACAAACCUCGUUGCAUUUUGUGGCUCAUCAGCAAUCGCAUCUUUUCAAUUGUUAUCUCGUUGUGAAGUGUAUGAACUGAAUGUAAAAUUUGUAUUUUGGAAUUUAAAUUUUUCCAACACCCAAGAGUUAGUUUCUUUUCCUACUACUUACUGCAAUCAACCGGUAGCGAUGCAAGGUUUCGAGCGUGCAAAUUUUCGACUCAACCGAAAGCGACAAUAACUAAAACGGCGGAUAUCAUCAAUGUUACACUUCUCCUUGAUCCCCUUUCUGACUCGCUCACAAUGUCUAUCGUCGGUAAGAUAGCUCAUUCGCUGAUAUGGUUUCCCACAAACAACUGCUCGGUUCUACGAAUUGUUUGUGGAAUAUUGCUUCCAUUUGAUCCGAAGGUAUCCUUUUGUCCACCAGAACACCACACUGAAAGCCAAAAACGUAAAACAAAUGACCUUAAACGAAUAGACAAAAUUCGAGUUGUUAAUUGCAAAUAGUUUAAAGAGAAAACGAAUAAACAAACCAUUUUUAAAACACCUGCUAAUGACGGAAAUCUAAUAAAUCACUAUGUAAAGAUAGUUAAAUUUUUUUAAAGAAAAUAUAUACCACAGAAAAGAUGUAGAUAUAGUCGAAGCGCUACAUUAGUAAUGAACAUCCAGUUUAGAGUAUUUAUUAGAAUAAAAUAAGAAACAUUUGAAGAGAUUUAGUCCGAUGUUCAAAGUUUUAUUUGGAUGAUAGUCAAAAGAAAAUCAAUAUAAAUCGUAUAUUCCACACAUCCUUAAACUUAACCCGCACUCAUAUAUCUACACAGCAAAAAAAAUAUAUCAAGUAUCGACUAACCGUAAAAUGUAUCGAAUUCAUCCAUCUGAAAAUGGAUAAAAGCUUAAGCCAAUGUUAGUAAUAAACAAUGAGAUCGCGGAUUGAACGAAAUGCAACAGCGGCAAACGACAUUUAGCAAAACAAAAAAAAAAGAAAACAAGAGCAAAUAACGCUCGACCCACUGCCAAUCGAAAUAGAUGAAACCGACGGAUAAGUUUGAAGAAACCCUAAAGAAACACGUCAUGCAGAAAAAAAUUCUCGAUUGUCCGUAAAUUGGGACAAUUCUCUAUAGCAGAACUGGCCGUAAAAGGACAGAACACGGUACGAAAUAGACCAAUUCCUAGUGAACCAAAUGUGAGAUUACAAGAAAUAGACGAUUAAUAAAUACUGA